Molecule: messenger RNA, 1572 nt
Organism: Cyphellophora attinorum
Lineage: Eukaryota; Fungi; Ascomycota; Eurotiomycetes; Chaetothyriales; Cyphellophoraceae
Product: putative 6-phosphofructo-2-kinase/fructose-2,6-bisphosphatase
Exons: 2
Coding region: 1-1572 (523 amino acids)
Biological process (GO): fructose metabolic process; fructose 2,6-bisphosphate metabolic process
Cellular component (GO): cytosol
Molecular function (GO): fructose-2,6-bisphosphate 2-phosphatase activity; 6-phosphofructo-2-kinase activity; ATP binding
Source: RefSeq, a predicted model, not a curated record
AUGGACACGCUUCUCACGGCGGAUAUUGCUGGAGACACUCCCCGGUUUCGGCGCAAGUCAAGCACAUUCGUCGACGCUAUCCACGACUUUCCUGAGAAGGAUGAAUUGGCGCCAGCACAGCUCUACAGCACUGAGUCCGGACGACUCUUCCAUUCUGGUCGGAUAGUGAUAGCCAUGGUAGGACUUCCAGCCCGUGGUAAAACGCACAUCUCGGUUGCUCUUGCACGAUACCUACGCUGGCUCGGCGUCAAGACAAGGAUCUUCCACCUCGGAGACUAUCGGAGAGCCAUCAUCGGUCAUGGCGGCGACGUACCGGAUGACUACUUCUUUGUCAACGCCUCAGCGUCAGCAGUGCUACUCCGCCAGAAGAUCCUUAAGAAGUGUCGGGAAGAUAUCUACCACUUUCUCAACCAUGAGAACGGCCAAGUAGCCAUAUACGACGCGGUCAACCCUCUCAUUGCUGGACGAAGGUCUCUGUACCGAGAAUUCGCUAAGUACGACAUCAAAACCCUGUUCAUCGAAUCCCACUGCAACGACCAGCGCAUCAUCGAGGAGAAUGUUCGCAGCGUCAAGAUCUCAUCACCAGACUACCGCGGCUGGACAGAGGCAGACGCGGUCAAACACUACCUUUCACGUAUGAGCGCUAAGAUUCCAAACUUCGAGACCAUGGAGGAGAAGGACCUGGAUUGGAUCAAGAUGGUCAAUGCUGGCGAAAGUCUCAUCGUGAACAACCGUGGUUUCUCCUAUUUGUCGCAUCGAAUCAUUUUCUACCUUCUCAAUCUACACAUCAAGGCACGACAUACGUACUUUGCCCGAGCAGGAACCACGGUCGACGAAGAGUCGUACAAGGCCGAUGCAAGCCUGUCGCAGCAAGGCAAGGAAUAUGCGAAGAAGAUGACCGACACGCUUCUACGUCAUCGAGAGGAAGAAAGGCAAGCCAUGAUUGACAAAGGUGGCCCAGACACGCCUCUGAAGCCGCUGACAGUUUGGACCUCGACCCGCAGACGAACGAUCGAGACAGGCCUCUUCUUCGCAGCAAAAGACUUCAACGUGAGACAGCGAUCGCAAAUGAGCCAGCUGAAUCCAGGAGUGUGUGAGAAGAAAUCGGAGAGGAGAAUUCGUGAAGAAUAUCCAGAUGAGGUCAAGAAGCACGAGCUUGAUCCUUAUCAUCAUCGCUACCCUCGAGCCGAGUCCUACCACGACGUCGCCGUCCGCCUCGAGCCCAUCAUCCUCGAGCUCGAGCGCGAGACUAACGAUCUCCUCAUCAUUGCCCACGAAUCUGUCCUGCGUGUGCUUUACGGCUACCUCAUGGCCUGCAACGCCGCCGACAUUCCUUUGCUGAGUUUCCCACGAGAUGAGAUCAUCGAGAUCAUCCCAGCCUCAUACAACAACGAGGCCAAGCGCAUCAAAAUCCCCGAUCUACCGCCCGACAUCAUUCCUGCGUCGCCUGAAGGGCCGAAAGCGCCAGCUCCGCCGUCUGGAUUUGCGACACCUGUGCCGGGUCUGGGAAGUGGGUUUGGUAGCCCGGAGAAGGCGAGUCUUGAUACCACUACUUUUCUUGGGUCCUGCUAA